CCGAUUGCAGCCCAUUUCUCAGUCGAAAUGAUACACACAAAGUGAUGGAUGCACUGUUGUAAUGUAGCCUAUAUCGUUCUGUCAAAUGAACAAUGAUGUUACAAUGUAACGAAAAACGCGAGAUUUUACCUGAAAGGAGCUUGCAACUUCAUUUACACGCUCUUAGCAAAUCUAUGUCAUGCAGUGUGGUGGAAAGGCUGUGCGUGUACUUGUUGAGCUCCCGGACCAUCACAGAGUAUGAGAGCCAGGUGAUCUGGUCCCAGAGAACAGACAUGCAGAAGGCUGCCAAACUGCUGCAGAUGAUCCUGAAGAAGGGUCGCGAUGCGUGUCUGCUCUUUUUCGACUCACUAGAAAAGUGUUGCCAGUGCCCACCACAGUUCGAAAGAGUCACCGGCCUCCCAGAGAGGAGGAGGACCAACACUGCCCCAACUUACGUCAUCAACAUCAGCCAUUCCAAUUUGAGUAACUGCAUCAUUGGAGAUGGUAACUUUCAAGGUGUGACAACGUGUAUACAACAACCUCAGAGCAUGGGUUCAGAGGAUGCUAGGCAUGAGACAAUGGGACGCAACACCACCAGUGACCACCAGAGAGCAGUACAGGCCUGUCCAGAUCCAGAGCUCCAGAGGAGUGUCCAGGUCUAUGGGUCCCAACUGCAAUAUGUCAUCAUCGGGGACAACAACAACCUGCAGGCUGAAGACACACCGGAAGAGGAAGAAGGGGAAGAAGAAGAACUCAUUAAUAAAAGUAACUGAUUGAA
Molecule: messenger RNA, 757 nt
Organism: Salvelinus sp. IW2-2015
Lineage: Eukaryota; Metazoa; Chordata; Actinopteri; Salmoniformes; Salmonidae
Biological process (GO): regulation of apoptotic process
Source: RefSeq, a predicted model, not a curated record